AUGCAGGAAAGGGGGCGAAACUUCAAAGCGUUUGCGGGAUCUCAGUUGACGCGGCUGGCGUCGUCCAACGCUGUGAAUCGGGCAUAUGAACUUGGAGUUCGUGUCAAGGAUGCAGCUGUCCAGGCGUCCCAAUCGUCCGUUCCAACAAGCGGCGGCCAGCCUCAGUCUUGGAAAGAAUGGGCCCUCCAGAAGAUCCCCACCAGAGGUCCAACAAAUCCUGGAGUUGAAACUGUCUACCUAUUUCCUGGCUGGGCGACUCGAAAGUCGACGAACAAGGACGCUGGAUUCACGCUCUGUGUCCAUAUAUCUGGGUUUGCAAGUAGCUUGCGGCCUCCAGAAAGCGCCACGCGGUCCCAAAAGGCCUUCAUGGCCCUCGCACGUAGGAUGGCUGCAUUACCACCACUUCCGAUCAAUCAACAACCAACCGUGAUCCCACCUUCUCAGAUUCCGCUCUCGCCAUCUAUGCAGGACUUGCUUAGGUCAGAAAAAGCGCCAGAAGAGCUUGAAGCUGAAGAGCUGCAAGCUCUCAAUGCUGAACUUGAUGAGAUGCCUCCUGAGCUACGACCUACCCUUUCCCGCGAGUCGGCUGCGUCUUCAAAUGUGAACGUAUCGUCCAUUCCACUCGAGCAGCUUCGACGGAUGCACGAUAACCUCGAUCGCCGACUGCAACCAUUUUGGUCCAGCAGCAUUCCGAAUAGACAAGUCAUCUUAUCUAUCUUUGCCUCUACAGAAGAAGAGAAAGGAGAUUCGAUCGAAACGACCUCAUUUACGCCACUCGAGGACGAUCGGCAACCACUCUUCAAAAUCCAAACCUCUACAGAUGCACAGGGAACAUUCUCCCAAGUCAUAUCGAUUCCAUACGAAACGAUCUGCACGAAUCCAUAUAGUCUCGGGAUCGCAUUUGGAGGUUAUGAGGCAGAACCAAGGCUCAUUGUACAAGCUGAGCUCAAGCCACCUCCUAUGCCCGCCCCUUCCUCUCAGCAGGAUGAAGGUUACUUUACCCCGCCCAAGAUGAUCACGACACAUAUUGCGAUUCCCAUCUCCAACCAGCAGAUUCGCGUUAUCAGUGAUAUUGACGAUACCAUCAAGAUUGCAGACGUACUCUCAGGCGUGAAAAAAAUCUUCCACAAUGUCUUUGUCACGGCACUCGAAGACCUGAUCGUACCGGGCAUGAAUAAAUUUUAUCAAAAGCUUUAUGCGAGAGGCGUAAGGUUCCACUAUGUCUCAAAUUCGCCGUAUGGGCUGCUCCCUAUCAUCACAGAAUUCUUGCAAGUAGCAGAAUUGCCUCAAGGCUCCCUUAGGCUACGCUUCUAUGGGGGUAGAAGUCUGUUCGGAGGGCUCUGGGAGCCAGCCGGAGAACGCAAGAGGGGCGGCGUGGAGCAUGUACUUAACAGCUUCCACGAUUCCAAAUUCUUCCUCAUAGGCGAUACCGGUGAACAAGAUCUUGAAUUAUACUGUGAUUUAGCGAGGGAGCGGCCCGAUCAAAUCAUUGGCAUAUUUCUACGUGACGUCGUCCCUGUCGUCGACCUCUUAGGAGCCCCCAUGACUGAGGAGCCAGCCAGCAUUGACCCUCAACCCCUCCCGGCUUGGACGUCAAACCCUUCCACAAGCACGACCCUCGAUCGUCCAGCUUGCAGCAGCAACGGCAAAACAGCCUUCCUUACACCCCACGCAUCACCUUCUUUCCAGCAACAGCCACGACAGCAGCCCCCGAUGCAGCUCCCGCCGAGCUUUAUCGAUGAUGAGCCCCUAAUUCCUGGUCGCGAUGUGUACUCGCAGGCUAAUCAAGAUCAAAUGAAAAUGUCGCCUACAGAACGUCGGCGAUUCGACCUAGACCAGCGAAUUGCCAGAGCUAGACAGAGCAUCCCUCGUCAUAUUGUCUUGCGCGUGUUCAGAAACGCAGAGGAGAACGAGGAGGAUGCAUUCGCCAUCAUUGAUAGUCUCAUGUCACGAAGAUGA
Molecule: messenger RNA, 1959 nt
Organism: Serendipita indica DSM 11827
Lineage: Eukaryota; Fungi; Basidiomycota; Agaricomycetes; Sebacinales; Serendipitaceae
Source: the annotation of a GenBank genome assembly